Molecule: messenger RNA, 4242 nt
Organism: Heteronotia binoei (common prickly gecko)
Lineage: Eukaryota; Metazoa; Chordata; Lepidosauria; Squamata; Gekkonidae
Gene: TCP11L1
Product: t-complex 11 like 1
Exons: 9
Coding region: 8-1546 (512 amino acids)
Biological process (GO): signal transduction
Source: RefSeq, a predicted model, not a curated record
GCUGAGAAUGUCCCAGGACCAAGACAAGCCAGGUAGAAGUGAAAGAAACUCAGGUGGGUCUGAAGAUGACCAGCAGGACAUCUUAGACAAUCCAGAACAGUCUGUCAGAAAGAAGAUUAGACAAAAUACACCAAGCCCAAGCAAAAGCAAUAUGCCUCAAGCUAGCCCCCCUCAGUUUGUUUCAGUGGAGGAGCUGAUGGAAACAGCAAAAGGUGUAACUAACAUGGUAUUAGCCCAUGAGAUUGUUGUCAAUGGAGGUUUCCAGAUUAAACCCGCAGAAUUACCAGAAAACAGCCUAGAAAAAAGAGUCAGAGAUAUUGUCCACAAAGCUUUUUGGGAUUGUCUGGAAGCCCAGUUAAAAGAAGAUCCACCAUCAUAUGAUCAUGCAAUUAAGCUUGUGGGAGAGAUCAAAGAGGCUCUUCUGACCUUUUUGCUACCUGGUCACACUAGAUUACGAAAUCAGAUUACUGAAGCUCUAGAUCUGGAGCUGAUAAAACAGGAGGCAGAAAAUGGUGCCCUUGACAUUUCUAAGCUGGCAGAAUUCAUCAUUGGAAUGAUGGGGACUCUCUGUGCUCCAGCUAGAGAUGAAGAAAUAAAGAAGCUGAAAGAGAUUCAUGAAAUAGUUCCCCUGUUCAGAGCAAUUUUCUCUGUGUUGGACUUGAUGAAAAUGGACAUGGCUAACUUUGCUGUUAGCAGCAUUAGACCACACUUAAUGCAGCAGUCAGUUGAAUAUGAAAGGAAGAAGUUUCAGGAACUGUAUGAGAAGCAGCCAAAUUCCCUUGCCUUUGUCACUGAGUGGCUGCAAGAAGCUGCUGAUGACCUGAGGUCCAAAAUUCUGCCUGCUGUUGGUGAUGGUGCUGCAUCUUCCAGUAGAACUCCUACACUGUGUCCUCUUGCUGUGCAGAACCAUGCAUACCUUAAGCUGCUCAAAUGGGAUCAUCUGCAGAAACCAUUUCCAGAGACUUUGCUGAUGGACCAAACGCGCUUUCAGGAAAUGCAGUUGGAACUGGGCCAGCUCAUCUUAACAGGCGCUGUUCUUCUGGUAACAUUCAAUGCAGCAGGCACAGCCCUUUCAGGCUUGCCAGGCUUUACCGACAAGCUCAAAAUGGCUAUCCGUGUGCUGCUGACUGGGCUACACCUUCCCUCCUUCAAUUUGACUGAGGGUUUGGCUACCGUCAGCGAAAAGGUCUGUGCUGAAGUGAAUAGUUGUCUUUCCCAACAUGGAUUCACACCAUUCACACUUGAAAAAGAGAAUGUGCUUAAAGGACAGAUCCAGGCUCUGGCCAGUCCUGAUAAUUCCAUCUGCAAACUGAUAGAUUCUAGAAGCCAGAUGUUUUUAGAAAACUACCUUGCAUUUGGUUAUCAGAAAUCCAUUCCUGGUGGAUUAGGUCCUAUUCAGCGAGAGCUAGAGGAAAUUGCUGUCAAGUACAUUCGCCUUGUUAACUACAACAAGAUGGUCUUUAGUCCUUACUAUGAUGCAGUGCUCAGCAACAUACUGAGUAAAGAAGAAACAGCUCACUUGCAAGGAAAACUGGAAGAUGAUUAACUCCAGGGUUUUGUUCUUGACAGUAAAGCUUUAAUGCAGAGUAGUGCAAUAAAAGGCUGCAUGCCCAUUCUGUUACACUGAUGUUUUUACCAGAAUUAUGAGGGUUGAAAAACAGAUAUGGGACUCCUAUGAUCAGUCUUGGCAUCCUGUCCUCUCCUUCUGCUGUCACAGAUUGGUGGCAUUGAGGUACCUGAGGGAAACCUGACAUAGUAUCAAUGAAUUGAUAUGCAAUCUGGGAAUGGGAAAUACCAAGAUUACUUGCUCAGUUCUUCCUGGUUCUGCCCCACUAAUCAGUACUGUGAUGAGGAGCUUUGUUAAGAAGUUCCAUGCAGAGCUGUUCUGCUAUUGGGAGUAUACUAAAUCAUGUCCCCUAUUCCCUCUGGCUACUUGUUCAAGGUACACAGGUAAGAUGUGCCAUGAGUCCAUCCCUCUGGCAUGACAGUUUUCCUUCUACAUCAGAUGCAUGCAGGGAAGCCGAUUUCUGUGCACUGGAUCAGGGCAAUUUAUCUGUUGUUGACACCAUGCAAUCUUUGGAAAAUGGCUUGCCUGCAAAACAUUUAAGUAAUUGAAUAGCAAUGAUUGAGUGCGAAGCUGAUACAUCAGAGAGGUGAAGGGUAAGUGCAAAUGCACAAGCUUAAUAUUUAAUUCCAAACAAAUAGAAGAGCUAGAAGUUUUUUAAUUCUAUCUCUAGAAUAUAAAGAGAGAUGAAAAGAAUACUUUGAUGUUUUUCUGUUUACUGUUAAGGUAGCAUGAACCUUGGUGCAAAAGAGAUAACUUCUUUCUACACUACAAUUUGUAAAGCCUGUUGUGAAAGUAACUUAAAUGUCCACAUAUAUGUAAAUUGAAUACUGGUAGUUAAAGCAUUAAGGCCAUUAGACUUUCUGCCAGCCACAUUUUUAAUAGAUUUGCUUCUUGACUUGCAGGUACAUAUAUUUUUGUAUUUUUUAAUUCUUUCCAAUAGUGACGAGCUGUCAACUUACAGACUUGCUUCUCUCUGAGGAUAUGUGGAAACAAAACCUCUUUUGAUGCACAUGAUUCUCAUUUUACUGCUCCUGCUGACAUGGAAUAUUAAAUGUAGACAUGCAAAACUUUACAUCUGUAGAAACUGUAUAAUAUAUGUCCACUGACUUUCAUACUAGACUCUAUACAUGUUAAAGUUUUGCAACUGAGAAUAGGAACUAUGUUUCUAGCUUAAAAAGCCCUCUGUUGAAUGAGAAGACCCUGAUCCAUGUGCUCUUUGUGCACAGCUGCAGGAUACCACUAGCCUGCUGUGGGCUAGGCCCACACAGCAACUGCAAGCAUGCUUCUGGACCUGGCCCAGGCAGAAGAAGACUGCUUCCAGGCACGUGUCACGUUUGCUGGAUUGGGAUGGAAGACUUUAUUUGUAUAUUAGGCACAGGAGUGUUAAAUUUAUAGCAGAAAUGAGCUAUUUUAAACUUUUCAUGGAAUUUAUGGAGAAGGUAUUGCUGGGGUUUUUUUUAAUCCAGAGUUCAUAAACUUCUGUAGUAAAUUUGAAUACUGGAGAAAAUUAAAUGUGUUUCUUAAAUAGGUGUCCAGUAAAAUGAUUUUCAGUAUCAGAAGCCUGACUAUUAUGUAUGAAAAAAACAAGGAAACAAGAUUACGUGUUCAGAAAACCGCUUUUUCUUGGGAAAAAAAAUUCAGUAAUUAUAUGGCAUUUCGUUUGUAAGGAAGUAAAACACAAGCUUAAAAAGCAUUUUUACUUUAGUUCCAUUAACUGACACAUACUCUAAAGCAGGGGUGGCCGAAUUUGCUUAAUGUAGGUGCCACACAGAAUAACCAUCAGAUGUUAGAAAGCAGAGAGGAAGGAAGGAAGGAAGAUGGGGAGGCAGAGGGAUGGAGAGGUGGAAAAAAAGAAACUUUAAAUGCCUUCUCCAAGCCAGCUGACAGAGUGGUGGGGGCUUCAAGAGUCACACAAUAUGUGUGAAAGAGCCACAUGUGGCUCCCGAGCUGCGGUUUGGCCACUCCUGCUCUAAAGUAAGAAGUUUGAUUACAGUUUUGACUCUACAGAUGAGUGAACUUGACUGCAUCAUCAACCAGGAAAAUAUACGUACUUGAUCAAGCACUUUGUUUUAUGUGUAUGUAACAGAUUUGUCUUGAUGUGUCUUAACUUCUCUCAGAUCAUUGGAUUAAGAUGACUGUCUUUAUGUGGAAGUGCUCUCCAUUUUGUAGUGCUCACAGGAUUUGAAUUCAUGGCAAAUGUCAAACAGGUUUUUCUUUGUGAGAAAGUUCAGUAACCUGCCUUGGCAUAUCAAGUAUCAAACCAAUUCUUUUAAUCUAGAAAACCAUUAAGCUAUAAUAUGUUCUAAACUAUAUAUGUGUAAGUAUCAUUGAUUUAAAGGGUGCUGAAUUAGGCUGGAUUGUGCCAUUCUAGGAUAUCCAAACAAAAUUAAUGCUUUUAGGUCACUGUAGCCUAAUUAGGUUUUGCUUUAGAAUUAAGAUAUGACAUGCUUAAUUGUUGCUGCCACUACAAAGCAUUAAAUUUGAAGAUGAGGAAAUUCAGUAUUCUAUCAUAUUCUGUUAUAUAGUGUUUGGAGUUCCCUUAUGUAUUUCCUUGAAGGUUAUUAAGAAUGCUAACUUGUUGCUGCUGUCUAAAUAUCAGUCUAUGCCUUUCCUCCACCUUAAAUGUGAGAUUGUAACUCAACUCAUCUGUAAUAAAUACCUUUUGUGGAAUGGUC